Molecule: messenger RNA, 1185 nt
Organism: Populus euphratica (Euphrates poplar)
Lineage: Eukaryota; Viridiplantae; Streptophyta; Magnoliopsida; Malpighiales; Salicaceae
Exons: 6
Coding region: 352-951 (199 amino acids)
Source: RefSeq, a predicted model, not a curated record
UAAAGAGCCAGAGAAACAGAAACACGGAGUGAAAGAGAAGUAAACUAGAGUAUCAAUUUUUCGUGAAGAUACCGGAGAAAGCUCCGAUCUUUGAACUUGUUGGCCAUCAAAUUGAAAAUCUGAAUCAGACCCGAAAUUCUAAACCCUUUAAGCUUUCACUUCCUCAAUCUUCUCGCAGAUUUUGGUUUUUUUUUCCCCAUCUCUCUGUGACCACACAAACAAACGAAAGGACUCUUCAAGUUUUUGCUCCUGCUGCUGCUGGAACCGUGUAAUGAAAUGAAGUUAGUAGGAUAAAAUUUUGAGCACUUUUCAUUGCAUUUACUAGAGAUCUCGAGAUAGAGGACGAGAGUAAUGGAGAAGGAAAAGAAGAGUGAAGCAGCUGGAGAUACAGAUUUUGUGUUGCAAUGGGGAAGUACAAAGAGGCUUAGAUGUGUUAAAGUGAAAAAAGUACAAAACUCGGGAAACAAAUCUAAACUAAAUGAUUCUUUGCCCAAGAAGAAACUCACUUCUCGUGCCGUCGCUACCGAGAAAGACUUUCCUUCUCGCCUCAUUAAGAAUUCUGAUUUGUUAUCGAACAAUAGGAAGUCAUCGGUGUUAUCACCAGAUAAGGAAGAUAGGUACUACACAACAAGGGGAUCAAUGGGAUUGGAUGAUAAUAGCAAGAUUUUAAUGGAUAAUGUCAAGGAAGAAAAAGUUGUCUGGCCUAGACUGUUCAUAGCACUGUCAAACAAAGAGAAGGAAGAGGAUUUCAUGGCUAUGAAAGGGUGCAAGCCUCCUCAAAGGCCUAAGAAAAGAGCCAAGUUGAUUCAACGAACCUUACUUUUGGUAAGUCCAGGUGCAUGGUUAUCAGAUUUGUGUCAUGAGAGGUAUGAAGUGAGGGAGAAGAAGACUUCCAAAAAGAGACCUAGAGGAUUGAAGGCAAUGGGAAGCAUGGAAAGUGACUCAGAAUGAGUGAUUUUGACCAGUGGUAGUUAGGAAAGACAACUAGAAAUAUAGAGUUCCCACUUCCCUCUCUCUUUUCCUUUCUUUUAUUGAAAGGAAGAAAGCAAGGAUAAGGAGGGGGGAACAGUAUCGGAGUCUUUUUCCACGACGUUGUUUUUGUAGCAAGGGGCUUUUGCCAGUCUGAUAUUUGGAAUAUAGAAUAUUAUGUUUAUCUCAGCAUUUGUUAUAUUUUCUUCUUCCUUC